Messenger RNA from Nerophis ophidion (straightnose pipefish), 1233 nucleotides. RefSeq lists its product as uncharacterized. The transcript is spliced from 3 exons. Gene Ontology annotation, molecular function: actin filament binding; beta-catenin binding. NCBI's taxonomy places the organism in Eukaryota, Metazoa, Chordata, Actinopteri, Syngnathiformes, Syngnathidae. Gene Ontology annotation, cellular component: catenin complex; adherens junction. Bases 96 to 614 code for a protein of 172 amino acids. The record is from RefSeq and is a predicted model, not a curated record. Gene Ontology annotation, biological process: cell-cell adhesion; cell migration.
GUAAAGUGCACUCUGUCUGUUAUUAUCCUUGAGCUUGUGUUCAUUUUUUCUCUCUCAAGAACAAAGAAGCAUUUGUGUGCGCUGCCAAAGAUGUGAUGUCAACCUGCCAAUCAGUGACCGACUUCAUUCAAGUCAUCGCCAAGCACUGCCUGGAUGAACAAUGUGCACAGGAACUGUCUCUCGUAGUGGAGCAGCUUCUCACCAUCACUAACCAGCUAAGCAUCCUCUCCAGUGUCAACGCUGUAACGCCUGGCUGCAAAUCAUCCGACGAGAUCCUGGUGAAGAACGUGCAGAACCUUCUCCACACAGUCCUGAGAGGGGUCCAUGCAGCAGAAACAGCCUGCAUCACAGGUUUAAAGCAGCCUGCCCCGAACUCAGCUGAAGCAGAGGCGAUGGCUUUAUGUUUCCAGUGGAAGAGGAACCUGGAACUCCAUCGGGCCCAAGAGACCUCGAACCCACAAACCGACGAUCUGGGUUUGAGGAAGACCUCAUCGCAAUGUGCCGCACCGAGUCUGGCGUCGCCUGUGCAAGAUGGCUCCAAGUUAACGCUUCAAGGGAAAGGUGCUCUUUAUUGUUUCCAAAAAGUAAUGACUACCUCUGACAAGUGCACAUAGAACAUAAAGAGAGCAAAUAGAAAAGUACAAACAUCAUGUAAAAAAGAAAAUAGUACAAACUAUGUGGUUGUAGAUUUUAGUAGUGUAGUGGUUCACAUAGCUGACUGCCAUGUGAGAUCAAUUCCAACACAGCACUAAAUGUUAUGUAGGAUUGUGGUAUUACAUUUAUUAUCUAUUAAGAUAUGUACAGUCAAUUAAAAUGCUGCAGUGCACUGACGAAUAACAUGAUUAUCAAUGAAAACACGUCGUUUAAAAAAAAUGCAUUUACAUUUUGAAGACACAAACAAAAAAAAUCCAUCAAGAAGUACUAAUAUGGCUUAUGUGUAAAUUAGUCACAUGUCACUUGUAAUUAUUUUCAGGCAGAAAAUAUGAAAGUAAAAACAUUUAAUAUUUAGUAUAAUUUACAAGCUUGUCACUAGAAAAUAGUCUAUAAUGGAGUGUUAUUAAACAGCCAUGGAGCGUGGACGCCAUUUUUGAUAGAAGACUCCAUAAUUUACACAUUUUAAAAUGACGCACACUGUAAGCAGAAAUAUAAACAUAAAAAAAUAAUAUUUUGCUGAUGAAAUUGUGUUUGACUGUAAUGAGGCAGAACUUGAAUUAAAAAGACAUAAGAAAUCCA